CCGGAACACAGAACUUGAUGUAGACGGCGACAUCGAGAGAACUUUUAGCAGCGUCAAGCUUACUCUGAUCAUUUGAAUCAUGCUCUAGACGCACGAACUCUUGCAGCUGGAUAUGCUCAUGGCCAACGAGCAUGGCGAGAAGCAUGCUGCCGAUGUUCUUUCGAGCAGUGGAAAUGAGGACGCAUCUCCUGGCCCAAAUUCGGAAAAGGAACAAGACUCAGCGCGACGAGAUGUGAGAGGUAGAAAUGAAGCAGAGGGCAUCGUUCAAGCCGAUCGCGCAAAAGACGAUGACUUCGGAAUGGAAAAUGAUGACUCUCCGUUCGAAGGCCUGGGAGAACUGGAAGCACCACCUCCGGAUGAGAAUCCAGACGAGAGCAGAUACUACCGCAGAGGAAGCCUUGAGACGACGCGUUCCGAGUCACGGAGACGAUCGCAAUCCAGAUCGAAAACAGAGCCAAGACCUAGUCAAUACCUGCUCCAUCUGUACACGUACUCGUACCUAAUCCUGUUCUCAAUCUUUGGCACUCUCGCUCGUCUAGGUACCCAAUGGGUUGCAAAUUACGCCAACGCUCCGGUGACGCCGAGUGAAUUGUGGGCGAACGUCGGGGGCUGUUUGGUCAUGGGCUUUCUGAUGGAAGACCGCGCUCUGUUCCGCACGCCGCAAAAGAGCCGCUCGGAGCCGCCGGCGAGGCUGAAGGUCGAUUCGGACUCCUCGGACGCGGAGAAGUUGAACAAAGACUUAGCGGUCCUGCAGGGCGAGCUGGAGAAACGCAAGUCGGGAAAGGCGCAUCUGGCGUACAAGAAGACGCUGCCGCUCUACAUCGGCCUGACCGUGGGUUUCUGCGGCUCGUACACGUCUUUUUCGUCGGCGAUGCGGGACGCUUUCCUUGCGCUCUCCAAUGAUCUCACCCCGAAGAACGCAAGUUCCGGCUCUCGAAACGAUGCGUGGAGCGUAUGCGCCGUUGUGGCAGUCAUCAUCCUCGAGGUCGGGCUUUCGCUGGCGGCGCUCUCGUUCGGUGCUCAUCUCUGCGAGGCGAGCAUGCCCAUUCUCAGGCGCUUACCCUCCGUCAACAAGAUCAGGUUCCUCGACUUUCUUGCCGUCUUUUUGGGAUUCGGAUGUUGGCUUGGAACGGUUUUCCUCGCCAUCUGGCCGCCUCAGAAUAGAUGGCGGCAGGACGCAGUGUUCGCAAUCGUGUUUGCUCCACUUGGCUGCAUUCUUAGAUUUUUGCUCUCCAUCAAGCUAAACAGCUUGAUUGCAAGGUUUCCACUGGGCACCUUCGUUGCCAACGUUUUUGGAUGCAUGGUGCUGGCCAUGUGUUACGAUCUGCAACGUGCUCCUCUUGCAUCUGCCGCUGGACAAGUAGGUGGCGGACUGGUCGGUUGCCAAGUAUUGCAAGGUGUGAUAGAUGGAUUCUGUGGAUGCUUAACCACAGUGAGCACGUGGGUUGCAGAGCUGAAAGGUUUACGAAAGAAGCACGCUUAUGAAUACGGCUUCGCGAGCGUUGCCGUGGGUCUUUCGUUCAUGAUUGUCAUCAUUGGUUCGCUCCAUUGGACUAUUGGGCUAAGCAAAGCGGUUUGUACAUCAUAAUCCAGCUUAGAUCUGCUCUUAGACAUUACACAAGGGUGCUCUGCAUGUAAAAACAUCGAGCUUCUUCUAGCACUGGCCUUUAGAGGCAUAGAAUGAUACUACCAUAGCAUUUUCUCG
Messenger RNA from Verruconis gallopava, 1705 nucleotides. RefSeq lists its product as uncharacterized. Lineage: Eukaryota; Fungi; Ascomycota; Dothideomycetes; Venturiales; Sympoventuriaceae. The transcript has a single exon. Gene Ontology annotation, cellular component: membrane. Bases 113 to 1588 code for a protein of 491 amino acids. Gene Ontology annotation, biological process: fluoride transmembrane transport. The record is from RefSeq and is a predicted model, not a curated record. Gene Ontology annotation, molecular function: fluoride transmembrane transporter activity.